UGGACACUCGGUUACGAAUUGCCCAGCACUGCAUGCUUAUUAACCUCAAAAAUCCAAAGAAUUUAACGAAAAUCUCGAAAGAAAACAAGAGUUCUUUCCCAGUAUUUAGAGCGUAAAACCUUCCGUUUUACAAAAAACGGGAGGCGCGAAUGGGACGCCAUGCCAGCGAAGCGGGUGACGACAGCCACAGCAGCAGCUUCGUCUAUUAGUGGAGCCAGUGGGUCCACUACUAACAAUAAUGGCCCGUCUGGGGGCGGGACACGUCCCCUGGAGGCGCUCAAUGGUAUGACCAGGCUAACACCCGCCCGCGACUUGACUCUCGGUGGACGUGGCGCUGGAGUAGCCAGCAAGAAGGUCUUUGCCCCCAAUUUAAAUGCAGUCCGAAACAAAAAUGCCAAUGUCAAGACCUCCAAGGACACUACCCAACCCAGGAGUGGUCGCCGGGGUGGGCGUGGAAAUGGCACAGGAGCAACACGUGGUCGUGGUGGAAAUUCCGGUGGCAGCAAUUCCACGCUUAUCCAAACAGUGGGACUUUUCUCUGAGGGAGCAGGCGAUGUCCAUGUGCGAAGGUCCACUGGAAAUGGUACAGCCUAUUCCAGAGGCGGCGAAGAAGUGUCUGUGAUCAGGAAAAGGUUGGAUCGCAAGGACGACAAGAACCAGGAUCAGAGGAUUAAAGAACUCCUGGGCGAAUCGGAGGCCAGCGAUGCCGAGCUCAGCGAAGAGGAAGCUAACAAGACUGAGAUGGCUCUCAAGCCCAUCCUGCUGAAGGAGGGACUUUGGGUCAACCAGAGCACACCUGUUGUGAAACAGGAGGAGGAUUCCAGUUCAACAUUAACACAGAAGGACACAUUGGCCGUGGCACAGCAUCUACAGCAGCUGCAUGUGGCUGCUAUGUCUGCCACUUUGGAAGAACCACCUGUCCAAUACGGCCGAUAUCCGCGCAGUAUAGGCAACUUUCUUGACUCCAGUCAAUCGCAGAUCUUUAUCAUGCAGCUGCCUGAUGUAUUGCCAUCAGUGACUGAUGAUUCUGAGGAAACAGAACCAGCUGCAGGGGAUCCCAUUGCACCCAGUGAUUCGGAACCCCCAAGUCCUGCAGCGAACCCCACCAGCGGAUCCAAGGAAAGUGUAUUACGACAGCUGGAAGAGGGUCAGAUUGGGAAGAUUCUGAGGUACAAAUCGGGCCGCGUCAAACUCCAGCUGGGAGACACCCUAUUCGACUUGGAUAUGGGUCUCGAUCCUGGUUUCCUGCAAGAACUAAUGUCUGUGACAGCCAACCGCGAGCAACGCAGCGCUAACAUGAUUAAUUUGGGUCCAAUUCAGGCCAAACUCAAGGCUACACCUGAUUGGGUGCAUCUCUUUGGGCAGCAGGAGGCGGCAUCCAAACGAACGAAUCCCUUACCGAGCACAUAGCAAAACCUGCAUCCUAUCACCAUAGUAGAUAUCUUAUUUUGUAAAUAGGCUGCGCCUAAGCUUAAGUUAUUUCUAUUCUAAAUGCCGUAUAUAAACUUUAAAUAUAAAAAAAAUUUAUAUAUGAUUUUCUAAGGAAAUUACGCUUUGAAAGAUUUCCACAGAAAUAAUAGUCUACAAAAAUUAAUUAUUCAAUCAUCUGCUAAUGGUUUCCCUAUAAAUCUUAGGAGAGUUGAACGAAUUGAGAAUUACAUGUUAUUGGACUUUGUAUUAAAUUUAAUUUAUUUACCUAACAUUUAGGUUGAACAGGCAUUUAAAAAAAGUUCAUUGUCUUUAACAAUCCUAUCAUCAAAGAACAACUUUAAGAAACUUCAGUUUCCCAUUAUCAUAGUUAGUUUAUGUAAUUGAAAACGUUACAAAUAAUGAUUUUGGCUGAAUAUAAAACCAUAAUUGCGAA
Messenger RNA from Drosophila eugracilis, 1864 nucleotides. RefSeq names its product DNA-directed RNA polymerase III subunit RPC4 (gene RpIIIC53). The record is from RefSeq and is a predicted model, not a curated record. Gene Ontology annotation, cellular component: RNA polymerase III complex. Lineage: Eukaryota; Metazoa; Arthropoda; Insecta; Diptera; Drosophilidae. Bases 160 to 1410 code for a protein of 416 amino acids. Gene Ontology annotation, molecular function: DNA binding. The transcript has 4 exons. Gene Ontology annotation, biological process: transcription by RNA polymerase III.